AUGGCCGAAAUAGCGGGGCUGGUUCUCGGCGCUAUUCCUCUGGUUAUAUCAGCAUAUGAGCAUCGCAAGACUCUCCUGGACUCCGCAGAGGUAUUAUUUCACGGCAAGAAAGACUACGACAAGAUUAUAAGACGACUGCAUAUAGAGUACGCAUCAUACGAUCAAAACAUGCGAUUACUGCUUAUCCGUGCUGUCAAUGAAGAAGAGCUGGAGCAAAUGAUUAAGAACUCGCAGCAUUCUCUUUGGAAGAGCGAAGCACUCACACGCAUGCUCACGAAGGAGCUAGGAAGUGCAUAUGGACCCACGAUGGGAUUAUUGGAGGAUCUCGGUAAAACUUUGAGCGGUAUCGUGGCCAAGCUGGGUAUAAGUGGCUCAGACAAGGUCCGAGCCAGACGUCUCGAACCUGACCCUCAAGAGCGUUUCAGGUUUGAGAAACGGCUCGAGUUUACCCUGAAGAGGCGAUCUGUGGACAAAAAGCUCCAAGCAAUCACUAAGUUCAACACCGAUCUGCGUAAUCUUUUGCAAGGGGCAUAUAAGAUAAACCAAUUCCAGAAAGACGAAGGCUUGUGCCAUAAAGCCCGCAUUCAGUUCGUUGCCCCGCUGCAGAGCAUCCAGCAGAACGCCUCUCGGCUACACAGAGGCCUCCAUAAGAGAUGGUGUGGAACACACGACUGCCACCGGGCAGGCCUCCUCCUCGAACAAAGGCUACACCGAAAACGAAUUCACCGACAAGGUCUCCUCAAAGAUGGGGGUAAUUUGGAACGAUUCGGAGUUGCAUUGCCGAGAGUCGAGGAGAAAACUUGGCUCGAUAUGGAAAUCCGUGUCCUUGGUGAAAGCAUUCCAGAAACCAGUCCCAAGAUACCAAAGAUAAGAUUUGCCAUGCCUGGGCCUUCGUUUCCACCGGCUCCACCGGCUUUAGAAAUCGACGACAUCUGCUCUGCGAUUGCAGGAGCUAUGCACCCUCAGACUGGACUAGAUUUAGAUUCUUCAGAUGUAAUGCGAGGACUCUACGGGGUGGACACACAGCAACGUCAUCUCGCCCAAGAUUUAAUCACGUUGGACAAGUUCCUGGCUACGAAUACAAUGCGAUUAGGAAUGGGAGACAUGCUGUGCUUGGCGGUUACUCUGGUUUCAUCCGUGAUCCAGCUUGGGAAAACACCUUGGCUAGUAGAACCAUGGAGCCGGCACAAUAUUGUCUUUCUGCGUCUUAAGGGCGAUGGAAACUCUCAAAUAGAUGCCAAGCACCCGUACUUGGUCUACAAGUACGAGACAGUAGCUCAGGCGGGGCCACCACCCCAGAAUUCUGACAGCUCCAUGAUACUCUGCAGUCGUCAAAGUAUGCUCUCUCUUGGUGUCAUGCUUCUAGAGAUUCACUGUGGAACUCCUCUGGAGGAUAUGACGAAGCAAACCGAUUUGGGCCGCGAUGGCUUACCAAAUGAAGAAACAAGCUAUACCACUGCAUCAAGGGUACUUGAGGAACGAAUUAACGAUGGUCAGGUAUCCUUUGGUUUUAAAACAGCCAUUGAGUACUGCCUUCACUUUUCUAGGCAGCCGGACGCGUCCUUUGAGAAUGCGGAAUUCGUGCGGUCGAUAGAGGAACAGGUAUUGGAACCCUUGGAGCGCGAGACGCAACGGUUUCUCUUUGGGUAA
Messenger RNA from Colletotrichum lupini, 1650 nucleotides. RefSeq lists its product as uncharacterized. The record is from RefSeq and is a predicted model, not a curated record. Bases 1 to 1650 code for a protein of 549 amino acids. The transcript is spliced from 4 exons. NCBI's taxonomy places the organism in Eukaryota, Fungi, Ascomycota, Sordariomycetes, Glomerellales, Glomerellaceae.